AUGCGAGCAGGGCAGGGCCUGGAGCUGCCCCUGGCAUCCACCAAGGUCCUGCUGGGCGCCAGCAGGGCGCAGAAUGAGCUGGCCUCCACAUUCGCCCUCGCGAAAAAGUUCAUCAGUGACUACGCCAACAGCUACAAGGGCGCCGCGAAGGGCGUGUGCUCACAGGGCGGCAGCGGUCAACGACCGCUAUGUGCGGCGUCGGGCACCAACUCUGCUGAGGAUCAGAGGGCGACCAUGAUGGUGGCUACGGCGCCUCAGGCCUACAGCUCCGCCUUUCCAGGAGACACGGGCGGGCCCAGCUACGUAGGGCCCGCCAAGGACCAGGGAGACUGCCACACGUGCGUGGCGUUUGUGGUGGCGGGUGCAGCACAGGCGGCGCUGGCUUCCGUCCUGCAGAAGCCGGGGUCAAACUUUGACCUGUCAGAGCGCCAGCUCUUCUAUUGCCCCCGCGACCCCAAGGCGCCCCGCCGUGAGCGCCUCUCCCCCUUUGUUCGCACUCGGAACCCCUCUUGA
Monoraphidium neglectum is the source of this 513-nucleotide messenger RNA. RefSeq lists its product as hypothetical. Gene Ontology annotation, biological process: proteolysis. The record is from RefSeq and is a predicted model, not a curated record. NCBI's taxonomy places the organism in Eukaryota, Viridiplantae, Chlorophyta, Chlorophyceae, Sphaeropleales, Selenastraceae. The coding region runs from base 1 to 513 and encodes 170 amino acids. The transcript is spliced from 6 exons. Gene Ontology annotation, molecular function: cysteine-type peptidase activity.